Neltuma alba is the source of this 828-nucleotide messenger RNA. RefSeq lists its product as uncharacterized. The record is from RefSeq and is a predicted model, not a curated record. The transcript is spliced from 4 exons. The coding region runs from base 18 to 524 and encodes 168 amino acids. NCBI's taxonomy places the organism in Eukaryota, Viridiplantae, Streptophyta, Magnoliopsida, Fabales, Fabaceae.
UGGGAAUUGCCAUAAAGAUGAGACGACGCUGGAUUUUAGCGUUAGCUCUUGUAUGCGUCUGCGUCUGGAAAAACUUUGGGAUUAAUGGUGAUGAGGAGGAACCACCGUUAGAGACAAGUGGUGCUGAUCCAGCCCAGAUUGUGGCCAGAGCAUUGCUCUGUUUCAACGAUAAAUAUAUAUAUAAGAGCUGUGAAGAGUCAUGGAGAUUGACCGAAGAGGGGAACCUGAAGGUGCCAGAAGAUAAAACUGAAGAAUUCUGUGAAGGGCCAUGUCUGUCGGAGACAUACUUGGUACUCUCAUGCAUCGACAACAUUUUCGCCAACUUUGUCUUCUACAACAGAGCAACCAUUGAGGACAUUAAGGACACUGUUCAGGCUGGCUGUGGCUACGGUCCCCAACGAGGAAAUUUUGAUGUGGCGGAGCACAUGGAGGGUGAAGAAUACAAUGGAGGGAAGGCUACCAGUAUCAGCCAUGUUCUAUUGGGACUUGGCUUGAUCAUCAUGGGACGUGGUCUCUUGCUUUAACACUAAUAUGAUUAUAUUCUAACAUAUUGAAGCAGUACAAUGAUAUGCUCUAUUUUAAGCUUUUUUCAUUUUCAUUUGUACUAUAAUAUAUAUAUACACACACACUUCUUGUAGUAUAAGUUUUUGUUUUUUGGGUCACAAUAGUUCGCGUACAAUUUACUUUAUCAUAUGAGUUCCGUGUGCUUGGAACUUGUGGGAUUGAAGAAAAACAGGGGUUUUCCAUAUGACUAAAGUAAGAUAAUGAUCAUAUAUGACGUUCAUGCCUUUAACUUCUCUGUUUUUAUGCCAUUUUAUUGGCUAUUAU